Molecule: messenger RNA, 1485 nt
Organism: Zonotrichia leucophrys gambelii
Lineage: Eukaryota; Metazoa; Chordata; Aves; Passeriformes; Passerellidae
Product: inositol 1,4,5-trisphosphate receptor-interacting protein-like 1
Cellular component (GO): membrane
Source: RefSeq, a predicted model, not a curated record
AUGGUUGCCAUUACAUUCCUUCUCUUGCUUGUGCAAGGCCUCACCCAGUAUCCGCAGCAGGCCGGGGAUGGGCUGGAUGAGGCCACCCUGGAGCGCAUGCAGCAGCGUGCUGAGUAUCUGGAGCAGCAGAUGACUCAGCUGAUUCAGGAGCUGGAGCAGAUGAAGCCGGAGCAGAGUGGCGGGGCCUGGGGAGCCCUGCCUGGGUGGCAGUUCUGGGCUCUGAGCGGAAUCCUCAUGCUUCUCUUGGUGCUGUGGUUUGGACAUGGGAAAAAUCAAUGUGAUCCAGACAACCGUGGCCACAAGGAGAGGUUCAGCAGCAACAUGGUGGAGGAGGAAGAAGGAUGGAACAGUGUUGGAAAUGUGGAAGAGGGCAAUGUCCAUGACAAGCAGGAGAUGGCAAACGGAGAAGAUGAUGGUAACAAUGUGCAAAGGAUGAUGCGAAGCCUCUUAGAGGAGCGCAUACAGGAGUUUCCUGUUGUGGAUCUGGACAAAGGAUUCUCCCUGAUCGCGGACCUGGUGGACAAACUCAUCCACGUCUUUGGAGAAGGCUUGUCCAACAGUUUCUACCCGGUGCCGCAACCAGCCAUGGAAGUGGGCAGCGCCUUUGAAGGCUGCAGUCCCCAUGCACAAGAUGUUGUGUACCGUUUGCUUGUUCCCCUGAGUCCCCCUCCAGGACAUGCCUUCCACCUGGAGCUGGACACUGCAGGAGUGGUCCAGAGGCACUUCUGCGUCCGUGUGGAGCUGGUGUGCACCUGCAGGAGGGAGAGGCUGGGGGAGGACAUGCUGUGUUUCCUCCACCACCCCGAGAAGGAGCUGAGAAAGAAACAGGACCCCAGCCUCCUGCACACCCUGUGCACCGGCUGCUAUCUAGAUGUGGAGAAAACUGUCCACUGGUUCUAUGGAUUUGUGAGAGUCGCCUGGCUGCUGUUGCCUGAAUCGUGCCACUGGCGUUUAAGGUUGCAGCCUUCCAGCCGCUCCUGCAAAUUUCAGCUGAGCAAAGACAAGGAAAGCUUCACGGUUGAGAUGUUCUUUGCCGUGCGGCAAGGAGACUCAGAUGUCUUUGUGAGCAGCCAGCCUACAGAAGUAGGCAUCCCAAGCACAACAUGGCUGGAGACUUACGCCGUGGCAGAGGCAAAAUUCUUCAGGCACAUUUCCAGACAGGUUUCCAGCCUGCAUCUCCUCACGGGCUUCCUGAUGGGUGUAGGUUUCUCCAGCUGUGUCCCGAAGACAGUGGUGUUACACCUCAUGAGCACUGUACCCUUGACAGGGUGGGGCCGGAGUUAUUUUGGGCAGCGAGUGAUGGCUAUCAUGAAGUCCCUUCGCUGCUCACUGGAGACAAAACAGCUUCACCACUUUGUCAUCGGCAAUGAGAACUGUGUUAUGGAGAUCAGCUUGCCCUCUGGCUUCCAGGUGGCUGUAGCACCCAAGCUGUUUGAGCAGUCUGGAUACCCACAGAAUACCGCGCAGGAAUACAACAACUGCUGA